Molecule: messenger RNA, 1341 nt
Organism: Vigna angularis (adzuki bean)
Lineage: Eukaryota; Viridiplantae; Streptophyta; Magnoliopsida; Fabales; Fabaceae
Exons: 3
Coding region: 1-1341 (446 amino acids)
Molecular function (GO): zinc ion binding; nucleic acid binding
Source: RefSeq, a predicted model, not a curated record
AUGGGUCGCGACAGCUCGUAUCAGUGGUUAAGGGAUAUAGAGAAGAUCUUCAAUGCCAAGAGGUGUCCAGAUGAGAAUAGAUUAGCGUACGCAGAAUAUUUGUUGACGGGAGAAGCGAGUCAUUGGUGGACGAGCGCGAGAGCCAUUCUAGCGGACGCGCAACAGCCGAUCACUUGGGAAGUGUUUAGAACUAAGUUUUAUGAAGAAUACUUCCCGGACAGCGUUCGGUUUGCGAAGGAGGUGGAAUUUCUACAACUGGUUCAAGGGGGUAUGUCUGUUUCCGAAUACACCAAUAAGUUCAAGCACCUCGUCAGAUUCAAUACUAUGGCCACGAGUGAAGUGUGGCAGUGUAGAAAAUUUGAGAACGGAUUGCGGAGUGACCUGAAAGUACUGAUUUCCAGUUUGUGUAUCCGAACGUUCCCUGCUAUGGUUGAGAGAGCCAAAGUAUUGGAGAGGAACAUGGCAGAAGUGGAACGGCAAAAGAAGCAGCAGCAAGCGAGUAGGGGACCGAUAGUGUCCAGGGGAGGUACUGUCCAGAGGAGACCUCCUUACGCUCAUCCAAACCAGUCUUCUCAAACGAACGGAUCUCAAGCAGUGGUUCCUGUCGGACAGUCUGGACAGGGAAGUGUGGUUUGCUACCAGUGUGGAGGGCCACAUUAUAGGUCUUCAUGCCCUCAGUUGGUGGGAGUAAAGCACUGUAAUCGUUGUGGAAGAAACGGGCACUCGGAUCAUGAGUGCAAUAUGAGUGGGCGUGCGGUGAUGAGGCCACCCAAUGCUGGAAGAAAUCAGCCAAGAGGAGGACGAGCCCAAGCAAGCGGGCGAGUGUAUGCUAUAACGAGCGCUGAGGCAGCGAGCUCAGAGGAUCAGGAAUCCAAGGGAAUGGUAGAAGAACGAUCGUCCACCAGAAGCGGUACUGGACGAUCGGUUGUGGAUGAGUUCGCGGACGUUUUUCCGGAAGAGAUUCCUGGACUUCCCCCUCAGCGUGAAGUGGAGUUCACCAUUGAUUUGGUGACGACAGCGACUCCUAUCUCGGUUCAGCCAUAUCGAAUGUCGCCUGCGGAGGUUAAGGAAGACGACAUCCAGAAGACGGCAUUCAGGUCUCGUUAUGGGCAUUAUGAGUAUGUGGUGAUGCCUUUUGGAGUAACGAACGCUCCAGCAGUGUUCAUUGAGUAUAUGAACCGCAUAUUCAGGCCCUAUUUGGAUAAGUUUGUGGUCGUCUUCAUAGAUGAUAUUCUCAUCUAUUCCAAGACCGAAGGCGAGCAUGAAGAGCAUCUUAGACUUGUACUUGGAGUGUUGCGGGAGAAGGAGUUAUAUGCCAAGUUGUCUAAGUGCGAAUUCUAG